GCACGGAGGAUCGGAGCACGUUGCUAGUGGGCGCGGCUGGCCAGGGCGGUGGAGGCCUAGCGCUGGCCUGAGUCCUGCGACACGGCACCCUGCCCCACGCUCGGCCGGGUCGCCUUGGCGAGGCAGCGUCUUCCGGCCCGUUCGGCGGGAUUCCGUGGAGACCCCCCUCCCACAUCCUGAGAGGGGGAAAGAAGAUAAAAUACCAGGCUGUUUCUUAACAUCAUCAAUAACUCUCUGUAGAAGCUGAAAUCCAUCACCAUCCUUCAAAAUGCAAUGGAAUGUACCACGGACUAUGUCUCGGCUGACACUCAGGACAUUCUUGGAACCACUGAAAGCCAAGCUCUCUGAUCACCACGGGAGCAUAAAAGGACCCUUACCUUGGCAUAGAGAUGAAUACAGACUAGUUUGGACACCACACCUUCGAAAGCAGUGGUUACAUUUACCUGCUGUGCAGUGCCUUGCAAAGCGAAGGAAUCUAUUAAAUGCUCAGCCACCUCAGCAGAGAGUCCUUCACCAGGACCGAUGGGAGCAGGAUAUUUUAGCCAAGAGGGUUUUAUCUUCCAGCGCCACAUCCCAAGAAACUCCAUCAGAAAAGAAGGAAGAGCCAGAUCCUUUACAAGACAAGUCUAUUAGUCUUUAUCAACGGUUUAAGAAAACCUUCAGACAAUAUGGAAAAGUCUUAAUUCCUGUGCAUCUAAUAACUUCUGGUAUUUGGUUUGGAACAUUUUACUAUGCAGCUAUAAAAGGAGUGAAUGUCAUCCCUUUCCUAGAGGUCAUUGGAUUACCUGACAGUGUAGUAGACAUCCUGAAAAACUCCCAGAGUGGAAACGCCCUGACAGCAUAUGCCAUGUUUAAGAUUGCAACACCUGCCCGCUAUACUGUGACCUUGGGAGGAACGUCCUUUACCGUGAAGUAUCUGCGAAGUCAGGGGUACAUGUCAACCCCACCACCUGUCAAGGAGUAUCUGCAGGACAGAAUGGAGGAGACUAAGGAGCUCAUCACUGAGAAAAUGGAGGAGACAAAGGAUAGACUCACUGAAAAAUUACAAGAAACCAAAGAAAAAGUCUCUUUUAAGAAAAAAGUGGAAUAAGAGUGCCUUAUGUAAGAUGUUACAGAAAGCCCCACACUUUAACCCUAGGAGACUGGGGGCAAAGAACAUGUUCGGAAUGUCCUUCUUUCUUUUUUUUUGUUUGCUUGCCUAAAUGUGUAUAUCCUCCGAGGGUUAAAGAACAAAGAGGUUUUUUGUUUUUAAGUUAAAUAACAGUGGAGGGGAAAAAUCAAUGUUUUUCAAAAUGAAAUGAACUCAGCAUACAAAUUUUAUAUAUGAGUUACAGUAAUAAGCAAUAGCUAAUGCCCUCAAAGUCAGAGUUCCUGUUCCAUAGCCUCAGAAUCCAAUCUGCUUCACGGUCUCUGACAUUGCAGUGUGUGUACUGGUCAGUCCACUUAUAGUGUGAAGGCAACUAAGUGCCCAGCUGUGUGGGGUGAGCACCAUUCAGACUCUGGGUAAGAGACUGGAGAAGUUACCUACAAGUUAACAUGUAGCCCUUAGUUCAAAAAGGUUGUAUAAAUCCAGUCUUACAUUUAUUAGUAAGAUAUGUUGGUUAUGUGAUGAAAUGGACCCUGCAAAAUGGUUUUUAACUGGAGCUUGUCAAAAUCACAUUUUUAAAGCAAAUUCUUUUUCAGACUUAACUAUGCAUGGUGAUUGGACACUUGGAUUGUCAGACUUUCUUGUAACUCACUUCUGUCUUCUCCAGCCAAUCUUUGGAAGAAAAUGAAAGUUUUAUAUAAACUUUAUUAUUGAAAUAACAUACAUCAGCAACUCAAGUUCACUCUUCUUAACUCCACCGCUGAUUGGGUAGGAACAAGUCGGUAGCUGCGCGUGCUUGAGAAUGGAGGCUUAUAGUGGGUCCGUGGAGAGCAGGUGAGCAUUGCACCAAGGAGGCUCAUCUCAGAUCGCUCCACUACGUCAGCCCUGUGGGAUUUGGGUCCUUAUAUCCCUGGUCAAAACAAAAGAGGCCGGUCUGUCAUAGGUUCCAUUAGAAUUGUGGUUAGUGUUUGUCAUAUUGGAAGGAAGAAUUCCUGCUUAAAUAGUCUGCUUGACUGUUUCUAGCUUGUAAUGAAUCGGGCUGGCAGGCAACUCCCAUGUCUGCAGAAUGUCUGUGUGUGGGUGCACUCUGAGCUUUCCUUUAGGUCUAUUUAACCCUUGGGUUGACACUGGCGCAAGAAAUGACCUCUAUAGGGCAUUGGUUUUGACUUGCCAUCAGAAGAAUGUCAGAGACCUUGCCAUAGCUGUCCCAUUCAGCCCCUGCUUUGUGACAGAAUUUAUGUCUAAUGCUUAAUUUGGCCAAAUUUAGAGAAUAAGGAGAUAACCUCACAUUUGAGAUAUCUAGUCAUUUUAUUGAAACACUGAAAAUGCUAUGGUCGGAGUCUUCUGGGUUGGAGAAUUACAGAGGAAUUUGUCAUGGGUCUCUGUUCUUUGUGUGUUGGCAGCAUGAUUAAUCUGAGGCAGAGUUCAGUGCACUGCUACAAGUUGAUGGCACCCUCUCAUAUAAGCAGGACAACACACUUUAGCAUGUUUAUUGAACAGGAAGAUAGUAAAUGCUGAUGUAUUAACAUUCACCCCUCCCCCAAACGACCAAGAAUACCAUGCUAAAUGUGAUAAUAUAGAAGUUUUUCUCCUAAGACCUCUUACCAGUCUCGGUGCAUAGGGCAUAUCAUCUAGUGGAGGUAGCUUGAGAGCUCUUAAGACAUUGCUAAUAAUCAUGAGACUGCAACUUUUAUCCCAAGUAGAUAGAUAUCUUCUGCCUAGUCCAUUAGAGUCGCAUCACCCUCCAGUUCUAAGUCUGGGUUGUGUCUCGCCAAUUAUAGCAAAUAAGGAGCUGCUUGUUAUCUGCUUUUAAAUCCAAUGAAAAGGUCCCUAAAGAUUUGAGAAGUUAUAUUGUUACUAUUUGGCAUCAGAUGUCAUAAAAUGCUGUUGUUAAUAUUAUCCUUAAAACAAACAACAACCAACUUGCAGGGGAUCCUGCAAUGUGUUGAUAGCAGACAACAGUACUUGUCAACUUAAAUUAUCAAAAUGUAAAAUAUAGAUUUGUAUAUGCUGAACUGCAUUUUAUUUACAGCAGAUCAUGGGCUUCUCUUAGCUGCAAGGGAAACGAGGAAGCUCCACAUCUGGUGUGCACAUUUAUCCUUUUGAAAAGUACGCUGAUGUCACAGAUGAAGCUGUGACUGAGGUUUUUUUUAAUAGACAGAAAACAUUUGCUUAGCAAAUUAGUAAGUUCAAAAGAAAAUGAAUUAGGUAAGAAGCUUGGUUUGUUAAAGAAUAAGAGUAAAACCUGCCUUUUAAAACAUCACAUCAUUAUUGAGAGCCUUUUGUGCGAAAUGGGGUGCUGUUUGGAUUUCACCAAAGGGAAAAGUUUGUAUAUUGGGAAUAGCCUUCUCCCCACAGUGAAAUAAUAAAACUAAGACUUGAAAUAUUUCCAAGUUUUCCACUUAAAAUCUGCCCCCGUCUUCUCAUUCACAGAUGAAAGAGUGAAGAGCUUUAUGCUCGGGGUGAGCUAGGACUGGGAGGCUGUCUUGUUCCUAGGCCAAAAUUGUAGGGAUUUUAAGCAUCUUGAGCAUGUGUUGAGGGAUACGUAGGUCUCUGUAUUGGAAAUUUGCAGAAGAGGUGUCGGGAAGGCAGUGAGGACGUUGUCACUCAUCCAUUCUUCAAAUAAUAACUGUGCUUGGUCUCCAUUGGCCCAUGUGUAUGUUGUUUACCAGUUUUGUAUUAAGUAGAGGUUCCAUGAGAGAAGGAAGAAGAAAGUCAUAUACCCAAAGGACAGCAAAGUCUGGACCUCGUCCUUCCUGAUGAUUGGAAUGGUCUAAGGACCACUCCUUUCCCAGAAUUUGACCUUUCAUGGCCCCUUUAAGGAAACUUUCUCUUAUACUCUGAGCUUCUCGUAGUUAAAUGCUGAGUUAGGCUUGCUGGAUUGAUUUUUCCCUCUGAGACUUCUAUGACCUUUGAUCAUUCUAACCAGUCAAAACAAGUCUGUGGUUGGCCUGUGUCUCCAGGAUUAAGCUUUGAAAAUUAAGGUCUAUUCUUCCCUAUACAUCACUAAUAGUCACUAAUAGUAAUUACAGAUCCUCAUUAUCCUGUGGCAAUUAUUUGGUUAUUUUGAUAAGAAUGAUCUUCUUAGUAGGAAGAAUGUCGUUAAUUUUAGAGCCCUUGAGGGCAGAGUGGGCCAUGGUUUGUUGUGAGGAUUUGCUUGAAUGACCUUGUUGGGAAGUAGGUAUCAAGUGUAGAAUAUGGCUUCUUACCCAGUGAGCUAAGUGGAAGUACAUCAUGCUGUUUUCUCUGGGAAAUCAGUCCAGUGAACAAACCUUGGUGGUGAGAAGUAUGACUCCAUGCCAAAGUAUGCUUCCUGCUUCCUGAUUUUCCUGAAAGUGUAUUAGAAAGUGUAUUAGCUGGAAACUUUGCUUUUCCCCAUUUACCCACCUCCCUUUGUGCGACCUUUUCUGUCUUGAACUUUGACUAAUUUAAAUGUUAGCAGUCACUGACAUGAGAAGCAAGGACACGUACAAGGAGUGUGUCCAGUGCAAGUCUGCUCAACAGGUCUGUGAGCACAGUUUGGUUCAGGGUGCACAGCAGCACAGCGUUCUUCCAGGGAUUUGAAGCUUCCAGCUGCAGUUGACUGGACCCACCAGUUUCUAGAAACAACAUUGAAACCUAACUUCAUCCUUUUUGUUUUAAUAAGAUGAAAUACACAUAGUAAAAGGCGCUUUCUGCCAUAUUUUGACAAUUCCAUAAAGAUGCUCCACAAAACGGCAAUUCUAUAUCGUCCUUUUCUAGUUAAAUGUUAGCUCUUAAUCCUGGAUUUGAUUUUAGGAAGGGCAGCAAUGUUCAUACAUGAACAUAGUUUAGCUGUUGCCUUGUUUGAGCCUCUGAGUGUUAGACUGGAGAUUUUAUGACAAGCGUGUUUUUACUCAUUUGAAUCCAUACCUCCUCAGGAUUCUUACUGUGGUAUCCAGGUUGUCACUGUUGCUGUUUCUCUCAUCCAUGGGUGCUGGGUGUCCUUACCUGCUUGGUAUUCGGCCGUGGCAGUGUAGUUAUAGGGCCCUGCUGCCCAAGACCUCAGGCAACAAGUACAUUAUUCUGUUUCCUUGGUGAAGCAAAGUCAGGUUAUGGGAGCUUGUGUACUCUGUAUUCUUCUGACCAGUAACAAACAUGUAUGCAUUGCUGCCAAAGUAAAAAAUACUGUCAAGUAUGUCCACAGACCUAAUGCGGUAUUUUUUGAGCAAGCUAUUCACUAAUUGCACUGUUUUGUUUUUAAGAUUGUUAGCUUUUACCUUUGUUUUUACCACUGAUAAUAAUUCAAACCCAAGGCUUAGAGAACUGUGGAAUUUAACACUGAUGAGUCAUGUUAGGACAUUGAAGCCAUGUUUUGGUUAAGAAAAAACCAAAGACCUGUGUGUCUGAAGUUAGCCAGGCAUUACUCAUGUGGUCCCUUUACCCUGUGGCAGGUACUUAAGUAUGCCAGGCCAUGCUCUUGGACUUAAAGGAAAAUAAAAGUCAAGCCAGUUCAUCACAUUUGCCAGUAAUGUAUAGCCUGGCUCUUCUGAUACCAUUCAGCUUUUGGCUGUUAACCUUGUAACGUGACUUCCUUUAGACUCUACUCUGGUCAUCCUCUUUUUAGAGUGAUCUGAAAGGGAGAUAGAAACUAUUUUGUGACCUUAUCCCUUCGUUUUUCCCCUUUAGUUUUGGAUGGGCUGGGGUGGGGAAGCUAAAGGUCCAGUCUCAUUCUGUCCUCCGUCAGCAUCUAGUGAAGUUGGCUUUAGCAAAGCAUUCAGGUUGCAAUUUUCACACAACUAAAUCCAUACUUGAAACUAGUUUCUCUUCUGGUCAUAUAAUAUCUUUUGCCUUUUCCUAAUUACCACAUUUAAAAGUAAUGAAGAAAAACCUUAAUCAAGUCUAGAUUUUAUAUAUUAAGUAUAAAUAGUAAUGUUAAAUAUUUCAUAUAUCAGGGACCACUUGGCCUCAAGAAAUUCUCAGAUUGUCUCCUUUUCCUUCCUCCCAUCCAUGUAUAGUAUUAGAAAGUGCCAUAUUUGAAAGCCGCUGAGACUAAUUUUUCCAUUUAAUUGUUGCCAGUUUCUAGAAGAUCUGAAGCCAUCAGAAACUUGUAUUUAUGGAAAAUUUUGGUGCAGUGGAGUUUAAGAUAUCCUUAGGAAAUACUAGGUUUCAGCAAAAUUGAGUGCUUGCCCUCUGAGUCCCUUGAAAAGGAAGGUUAAAGCUCACGAUUCAUUUGGCCAGAGGGAAGAUUUCCUAUGUAGUAGUCUCAGUACCAUAAAAUGAAAACAAAACUCCAGGUACUUCCACACAACUGUGCAGCAAAGCUUGUGUGUUCUUCACUGCCUUGGCAGAUGUGUGCCUUGUGUGCAGGGACAGCCUCCACAGGACCUGCAUGGAGAAGACAGUGUGUGGUUAAUGUGCCCAUAUCUUCAAGUGGACAGCAAGAACAAUAGGACCUCUUUGGCUAGCAGCUGCCACUUCAUGUGGACACUUAAGGGUGUGGUGGGCUGCUGUCUCUGCCUUAGCUCUGCUUGGCUGAAACAAUUGCACGUGCUCUAUAGAUAGGAGUUUGGAACUACCUCCAGCCAGGGACAUUAAUUACCAGAGGUGAGCUCUCGAACCGUCUGAAGGCUGCUGGGCCCAAGGUCUGAGCUGCUCUUUACCAUAUGUAGCAAAUGUUUACAGAAACAUUUUAAUUAGAAUCUGUGUAAGCCAAACAGAUCAAAACAGUAAAGUGAGGGAAAUCUAACCUGUUUUAAGUAGCAUGUUCACUCAGAAGGCCCAGGGUGAGCUGCUGUCUGAAAAGUCCUUGUUUUCUGCAUCAGGCCUUACCAGAAGCCUUCAAAGCUUGUUAGGUCCUCAGCCAGGGGACUUGGGCAGAAGGUAGUCCCACGAGGCACUCUUCCAUUGUAAACUGGAGUCCCAGCCUCAUGCUCUUCAAGGGUUCAACCUUCCUGCUGUUGCUUAGCAAUGCCUCUUGAUGUCCUCCUGCUUCUCCUGAAGCAACUCUUGAGAACCUGGGCUGGACUUUGAGAGGAACUCAAAUCUGCUAGUACUGAGGUGGUCAGUACCAGUGGCAGAGGGGCAGGAGAGCCUGGCACCUCUCUUCCUUUGCUCACACUGCUUGCUGUUAGGUUUGGGAGCUCUGGGGACAGCCUCUACUGAGCUGCUGAACUGGGAAUUCUCUGAGAGCACAGUGUGGUCUGCUAGUGACUAAGAAUAAGAGUCCCCUCAUCAAAAAAAAAACUUCACUCUGAAUCUGAAGUGGACUAGAAUUUGGGCCCACGCAAUUAUUCCAGUAAAACUUUGAAAUUGUUUCUAUUUGUUUAUUGCAAAUUUUCAGAAAUGGAAAAAAUAAAUCUAUUAUCAUGCUAAA
Microtus oregoni (creeping vole) is the source of this 7421-nucleotide messenger RNA. It is a transcript of the gene Mims1, whose product is annotated as family with sequence similarity 210 member A. Gene Ontology annotation, cellular component: mitochondrion. The coding region runs from base 269 to 1090 and encodes 273 amino acids. Lineage: Eukaryota; Metazoa; Chordata; Mammalia; Rodentia; Cricetidae. The record is from RefSeq and is a predicted model, not a curated record. The transcript has 5 exons.